Molecule: messenger RNA, 1245 nt
Organism: Tricharina praecox
Lineage: Eukaryota; Fungi; Ascomycota; Pezizomycetes; Pezizales; Pyronemataceae
Product: kinase-like domain-containing protein
Exons: 7
Coding region: 30-1193 (387 amino acids)
Biological process (GO): regulation of mitotic cell cycle; protein phosphorylation
Cellular component (GO): nucleus
Molecular function (GO): cyclin-dependent protein serine/threonine kinase activity; ATP binding
Source: RefSeq, a predicted model, not a curated record
CCACCACCACCAGCACCACCAGCAACAAGAUGUCGGACCACACCUCGCAGCCGCAGCCCCAAGUUCCGCAAUUCCUUUCGGUCUCUGGAAAGUCGCUGCCGGGGCUUUUGGAGGCACAGACGGUGCUUGGAAAAUGCCGCGACAUCGCCGACUUUGAGAAACUGAACCGGUUGGGUGAAGGGACCUACGGUGUCGUCCACCGCUCCCUCGACAGUCUCACCAACCGCAUCGUCGCGCUCAAGCAAGUCCGCAUCUUCGAUUCCGACCGCGGCAACGGGAUCCCGAUCACGGCGCUUCGCGAGAUUUCGAUUCUCAAGUCGCUACGGCACACGAACAUCAUCAGUGUCCUGGACGUGGCGGUCAGCACGAAGGAUCUGGAUGACGUCUAUAUGGUCGAGGAGUAUGCGGAGCAGGACUUGGCGAAUUUGCUGGACCAUGCGAAAGUGAGGUUUUCGGAAAGUGAGGUCAAGUGCCUCAUGAAGCAACUCCUCGAAGGAAUGGAAUAUCUCCAUCGUCACGACAUAAUCCACCGCGACAUCAAAAUGUCCAACCUCCUCCUGACGCGCACCGGCAUCCUCAAACUCGCCGACUUCGGCCUCGCCAGGGAAUGGUCCUCGCGGCCGCUCACCCCAGGCGUAGUAACGGUGUGGUACCGCAGUCCGGAGCUGCUCCUGUCGGCCACGCGUUACACAAGCUCGGUGGACCUCUGGGCCGCCGGCUGCAUAAUGGGCGAGCUGCUGACCUCCGCGCCGCUGCUCCCCGGCGAAACCGAGCUGCAGCAAUGGCACCUAAUCUGCUCUCUCCUGGGCGCGCCCAGCGUGCGAAUCUGGCCGCGCAUGCCGUCGCUCCCCGGGCUCCCACCGAACCACACGCCGCCGCCGCUGCCGCGCAACACCGUCAACCUUCUGGAAAAGAAGCUGCACGGCCAGAAGCGCGAGUGCAUCAACCUGGUCAACGAGCUCCUCACCUACGAUCCCGACAUGCGCCCAUCCGCGCCGCGCGCCCUGAGACAUGCCUACUUCACGCGCGAGCAGCCUGCAGCGUGUAAGCCCGAGAUGGUACAGACUUUUCCCGAGAUCAGGAAUGAGGAGGUUAAGCGCACCGUCGAAAUGAAGCGUGGCAAUGAGGGCCCGGGUGGUUACGUCUUUGACUUUGGCGAGGGCGAGGGCGAGAGGAAACGGCGGAAGAGGUAGUACUUACCUUCAUAGGUGGGGGAAGGAAAGGAGGGAAGGGAAGGGAAGGGAA